This is a messenger RNA of Nasonia vitripennis (jewel wasp), 6074 nucleotides long. RefSeq lists its product as uncharacterized. The transcript has 8 exons. NCBI's taxonomy places the organism in Eukaryota, Metazoa, Arthropoda, Insecta, Hymenoptera, Pteromalidae. Gene Ontology annotation, molecular function: nucleic acid binding; protein serine/threonine kinase activator activity; zinc ion binding. The record is from RefSeq and is a predicted model, not a curated record. Gene Ontology annotation, biological process: positive regulation of nuclear cell cycle DNA replication; regulation of cell cycle phase transition. Bases 567 to 5090 code for a protein of 1507 amino acids. Gene Ontology annotation, cellular component: Dbf4-dependent protein kinase complex; nucleus.
GUGUAGCAGAGGAAGCUGUGCGUCGAUCCCUCGCCUAGUGUAGUUGUUGUGCUAGAAAUUAGCUGUUUUUUCAUCUAAAAAUGUGUUGACCGACGGCCACGGAUACCGAAAGCGAGCAGGACUCAUUCGUGGGAUAGACUAUCAUUUCCGCGAAGAAGCUGAGACGUUCGAACCGCGGGCGCGCGCGCGUGUGUGUGUGUCCUCGCGUGUUUUUCUCUCUCUCUCACUCUCUCUCUCUCGCUCGUUCUCCUACUCGCGCACGAGCGUGUUUUUCCAUGCAGCAGCCGGAGAAAGGAGGAGCAAGGUCGGACUAAGGGCCAGCAGCUGUUCCUCCAGAGGACGACGCUCGCGAGAUCCUCGCGAAAGACAGGCCGGUGCGCUCGAGUGCGGAGUAGGCAAUAGCGAGAUCUCGGCUGAUAGGUGCGUGCACAUAGAACACUACAAAGUGCGGCCAGAGAAAGAGGUCGAAGAAGGAGGAUGGGCAUCCGGUGCUCAGCCUCAGCAGCCCUCGUCGAGAAGCAGCUCACCGCGCCGCAGCUGGCGGCAGGCCGGCCCAUCGCCUAGGGAUGGUAUCACCGUCCAAGCUCCAGCAGCAACAGCAGCAACGCCACAAGCUCCUCAGCGCCAGUAGCCUUCAGCGGCCCAGGAACAACGGGGAGACCAGCGCAGCAGCCACCUCGAAAAUACCCGUCGACAGCAAAGUACGCAUCCAAAAAGGACCCAAGCCCCUGGAGAAGAAGACCUUCUACCUGGACAUCAAGAACCAUGCUCUCUCCUCGAAGUUAGAAGCCAGAAUCAAGGAACUCGGUGGGGGAAUAGAACUGUUCCUGGUGAAGAGUGUCAGCCUUGUGAUCUCGGACAGGACUGACAAGUCUGGCCAGACAGCUGGAGACAAACGCAAAUGGGGUUACACCAGUGGAGGGAGCGGGGGUCCCCCCUCGCUGAGGAGUAUAGAGGUCCCAACUCCUACUCCGACUCCCCCAACGCCGUACCGCAGUGUUGAAGGCCCCCUCUCAAACUCAACAAAUCAACGGGGUCAAACUACCCAGAGAUCGAAAUCGCGGGUGGAUGCAAUGUUGGAGCGUGCUCUGACACAGCCACAGCAGUGUUCCGUGGAUCCGCUCAAUAACGCCCAGACUUGGGGUAUACCCAUUUGGACAUCCUGCCAGCUGCUAACCUGGCUGGAGAAGAUUUCUGCAUCUCUGAAGGAUACUAAUAGUUUGAAACGAGACAGUCACACUGGCUCGGGAAAGGACCUAAAGGUUAAGCAAUUGAAAGAACCGUAUAUCAAGUUUGAGUCUUACAAGAGGGAGACAAGACCAGUCUUUCUGGAAUUGCAAGCGUGGCCCACUCUCAACUUUGAUGGUGACCCAGGCUCUUGUCCCUUUGAUUUAAAACGUCGCGAAAAAAAGGAAGUAUCCAUCAACAAGGAGAUCAAGGAAAACAGAGAGAAAUAUUUUAGUCCUAAUUUAUCAAAGGGCAAAGACAUGACUCGUAGGCCUCGCGCCACAGCUACUCGCGCUCGCAAGACAGAAAAUACCGGGUAUUGCGAAAUCUGUCGGAUUGAUUACCGAAAUUUAUCCAAACAUCUGCAGAGUGACCAACAUCUAAACUUUGUACGCAAUGACAAGAAUUUCUUGUCUCUGGAUAAUUUAAUCAGCACUGGAGCAAGUGUAGAAGCUUUUCUGAAGAUAAACAGGUCAAAAGAUGUCAGUAAAGCCUGCAAUCUUUUCGCCAGUCGAGAUCACAGCCUUGAGAAUGGCAUACUAUCGGCGGACGAAAAGCCGGAAAAAAAGGACAAAUCAAGCUUGAAUGAGUUUGGCAUUGAUGACAUGAAGAUGAUACAGUGCAACGGUGCCCGCAGGAAUUUAAAUUUGGACUCUCAUCAUAAUUUGAGAACAAGAGCAAAGCACGAAAGUGGCCAUCUACUCAGGUCUAAGGGAAAACCAAGUGACGAAGUGGAAAAAAGUGAAAAGUCCUGUGAGAAAUUUAUCAUUAAGAAGCGUGCAAAAGGAAUCCUUUGGAUAGAGGAGAAUGAUUCGGAAGAGGAAAAAUGUAUGGAAAAUGAGCAAGAGUGUGGUGAUAAAAAGCCAUUACUUGAUAGGCUUUGUGAGACAGAGGCAAACAAAGCCGUGGAUGAUGGUGAAAACACGCCCGAAAAUGUGUCUGUAAACGGUGAUGUUGAUCCUGAUACUGCUGACUGCAAACGCAAGGAAAGCAGUCCUACUAAAGUUACUACUAAGGACAAUGUGCUGAGAGACUCUUUGCUAGAAGUCAACUCAAAGAUAAAGGUCAAUGGCUAUGAAAAAAGAGAAGAAAAGCGCAAAGUAAGUGAAGGUUUGAACAGUGCUGACAACAAUGAGACAAAAGAAGUGUACGAUGUUGAACCCACUGUGGACUCUAUAGACUGCAAUAGUGUUGAUACUGUUAAUAAUACUGAAAAACCGUCUCUCCUUGACAAUGAAGAUACUAAUUCGCUAAAGAGUGUAAGUAGAGACGAUCGCGGUAAAAUCAGAUCGUCGAGAAGAGGUGGCAGGACCUACAAAGGUCGGCAGAGAUUAUCGGUUGAGGAAAGGUUGAUAGAGGACAAUAGGGAGUAUUACAAAGUUGAAGUGCUGGGUAACAAGUUGAGGUCCAGUGCGAUUCCAAGUAGCAACGUUUGCGUUUCUCCGUCGAAACAGGAGGAAGCUGACAAGGCGAAAAAGGAUGACAAGCCGUCGAGCGAAAAGCCGGUGGUGGUGCGUUUUAAACGUGUGAGAAAGUCGGAACUCUCUCUGCUUAGCGAUGAGGCGGAAAUGUUCAUGUUCGGAGAUUCCCGACGUGAUGACGAGUCCAGUGAAGCUAGUGACGGCGAGCAAAGCAGCGUUUUGCCACAGGACACGGAAAGUGAUGGGGUAGAAAUCGUGAACUCUUUUGUGGUGAGUUCUUCUCCUGCAAAUGCGUCUAUUAAGAUUGAAAAACAAGAGAUAACCGAAGACGAGUCUCAAGAUUCGUGCUCGGGAAGGGCGAAGAAAAGAAGAAGAACUCAAACUGAGGCUUUGAUUAAGGAUAACACCGACUACUACAAAUUCGAGACUCCCGGCAGUAGAUUAAGAUACCAAGCUCCUUUGACGGGUAUCAGCGAGCCAGUACCUGAAAAAGAUGAAGCGCAGUCCCAGGACCCGGCAGCAACACCAGCUGCUGUCGAGAAAGUCUAUCCGUCCAAACCUUCGCCGGAAGUUGAAAAGAUGCAUUUUUCCUUCGAAGCUGUACCAAAGUCCGAACCCUGGUACCAAACGUACCAACGGCAGGAUGAAGGUGCCGAGUACUAUCACUUCUUUAGCGAAGUUGAAAAGCCAUUCCUAUUACCAUAUGAGAUCGAGGAUUUCCACGAAAUUUUACACAGGACUAUCCAAAAUAGUAUGAAAAAGCGAGGUCGUAGCCGGGGCGGACACGUUAAUCUGGGCACCAGGUCUCCAAGGAAGAGUCCACGCUGUCACGCAUCGACGCUCGCGAUCAUGUCCACGAUCAUCAAACGUAGAGAGCAAGCGACGAAUCUCAGCACGAUAGAAGAGGAGAAACCCAAAGUUAACGAAACGUCUAAGAGCGAAAAGAAAAGCUCGGAAAAAUCGGACGUCGACGAGGAUCUGAAGGAAAUCGUGAAAAACCUCGAUGAAAUGUUGAGCAGCAACGACAUGCAGGAUAUGGACUCGUUUGAGGUCGAUUUGUUAAAGAAUGCGGAGGACGUUAUUGUACCUGAAGUUCCAAAAGGGGCACCAGUAAAUUUGAUCGAGUUACUUGACCAAUGCCAUGACGCCGUGCCAAACGGAAUUGAGAACUCGUCUUGUGCGAGCUCUGAGUGCGGCGAACAGAAUGUUGAAAGUCCUGCGAAGCGACGAAAGAAAAGGAAAAACAAAACUGGCUGGCCAGGCAACAAGAUGAGACGAAAGCUACACAUCAAAAAUCUGGGUGAGGAGUUGCAAAAAGAAUUGGAUUUAGAGAAAAGGGCCGCGGAAGAGGUCGGGAAUAGGUCGGUGACUGAUGCGGAGAUUACGGAGGACGGCACGACGUCGCAGUUAUCACACGAUGAGGAAGACAACGAGACAGAACACGAAACCGGCAAGGAAAACGAGCAGUUACUCAAUACGAUUGAGGGUAGCAAACCGAGUAAGAGUCGUAAGAUCAAGAGUAAGGAGUGCAAAGAGUUCAAAGAACCUCCACAAGAUUUAAGCGAAUCGAAAGAGUCUGAGGAAGCUCAAGACAAAACAGUGCUCAAGUCGGUGUGCGCUGACGAAAUUUCUACGCGAAAGAAGAGGUCCGCGAGUUCCGACAAGUGCAAAGUAGAACCUGAAGAAGAAGAAUCUCAUAGCCAGGAACUUACAGAGAGAGGAGGACCUUUGUCGAGUAUUAGCGAAGACUCUGAAGAGUCGAUGUCCAACAACGAGAACGUAUGUACGAAGGAUGCGAACUCGUUGGCACCGUUAGAAAAGAAUUCGCCUCUAAAGUGCUGUCGCAAACGGAAAAGAAACAACACAACGUCUUCCGAGGCAUCGCAUCAUACAGAAAUCGAAAACCGACGAAGCGGUGUCGGUUCAUCUCCCAAAAAACAACAAAAGGACUCCAGUGACAAUACUCAGGAUCUACCAUUGAGCAGUCGAAAAAAUAGCCGAAAAAAAUCGAAAAAGAACAGCCGUACGCCCUCCAAAGUUGUGCUCGAGGUCGAAAACUGUAAAAAAGAGGCUUUUUUAUCCGCAAGUGAAAGAAAAAGGUUAAAAAGGGCACAAAGAAACGACAGCGUGUCGUCCGAGCUUCAAAACGGUGAGAUGGAUCCAGCUCUGUCAGAGCGGGUAUCCCCGACUCUGGUAGCUUCAUCGGACGUCGACCAAAGGCGCUCGAGUAUCGACUUCCAGCCCGUCGUCAGGGUAAUGAAGAUCGAGGACCAGGUUGACAUGGACAGUAACAGCGGCAGCAUGUUGUCGGUUGCGGUGGCUAGCAAUCGUCGCCUGAGAAGCUCGAGUUCGCCGCGUUCAAGCAUGCAACCACCAGCGAAGCGCUUCAGAAAUGGAGCCAACAGGCGGCAGUUCUCCGGGCAGCUGAUCAAGAACAGUUGAAGACGGCCGAGCGUCUAAGUGCCGUCUUUUCCUUUUUUCGUUGUCAUAAAUCUUCAGAUUCUUCUGAUGAGCGCCUGACUGUCAAUUCGUUAUCGUCCGCAAUGAACAGUCUUCGCUCGUGUUGUGUACAUUGUGUACAGAUGGUAUUUGUGUAUGUGUAGUAUUUAAAUAUUGAAGGCACUUAGGAAUUUAUUAACUAUAUCAUUGUAUUAUCGAAUAAUGAUUAUGCGAUUAUUUUUACCGUUGUCCCGUAGCAGCAUCACUGCUACCUGCGCUAUUGUACAUUCUUGAAGUGCGGUUUUCGUCGUUUUAUUAAUUAUUAUAGAUUAUUGUAUUAACUUGCGUUUUAAUGAUAAUUCAAAAGAAUCAAUAUUCAUUCAGUUUUUCAAAUGUAAACUUGUAGUAUAUGACCUGUAAACUUUCGGAUUUAGAGCUCUUCAAGAGUUUAAAAGCAUGAGAUGAAGGGUUUUAAAUUAUUACGGAUAUAUAGAUAAUGAGACAAAACUAUAAGGGGAGAUAUUCUUCCACUCUUGUAUCGUUUCGUUUUUUGUAAGUAGAUAAUCUUUUUUUAUACAAAGAGUACUACUAUUAAUAUGUAAAGAAGACAACAGUACCGCAAUAACUUUUCAACCAUGGUUCAAUCAAGGUGUUUUUUAGAGUACGCAAGACUGCAAAUACAGCUUUAUUAUAGAAUUAUCUUUUCGUUAUCAGAAGCAUCAAAUAAAUGUAACAUUCUAUUUUAAAAUACCUUGCAUCGAGAAAAUGUUCGGUAUCGCACGUCGAAUAUUUCGCGCAAGUUGUCUGCAGCGAAGCGCUGCGGAAAAUUGCGAGAAAAGUCGAUAUGACGCAAUACUGAAGAUUAGCCCCGUUCAAGAAAAAACACCUAAAUACCCUAUUGAAUGAAAGAUAUUGUAAAUCUGUCGAGAAUACAGAGAAAAUCGAAAGGAUGAUUAUUAAAGAAAAUUGAAUUUUCCAUAUAAAAAA